Molecule: messenger RNA, 1451 nt
Organism: Amorphotheca resinae ATCC 22711
Lineage: Eukaryota; Fungi; Ascomycota; Leotiomycetes; Helotiales; Amorphothecaceae
Exons: 11
Coding region: 416-1189 (257 amino acids)
Source: RefSeq, a predicted model, not a curated record
CUUUUUGAUGUGUUUGUGCAGAUUGAUACUCCAAUCAGAUAACCCAUGAGGCACAUGCAACAUAGACAAGCACUUGGCUGUCGCGCAAUCAUGAUCGGCUGUGCGGUUGAUACAGGAAGAUGGGCAUAUGAUGACCCAUAUGACGAAUGAUCAGCUUCAAACAUCCAAAUUCUGGGGGAAUGCUGUGGGAUGUUUGUGGCAACUUGAGUGCUAUCAAACCAUCUCACCUUUUGAGAACAAGGUUUGUAACAGGUUUCGUUUGUUGACUCUUUCAGGCUCUCAAUAGAUAUAUAACAGCCUUUCCUCCAGCCUGAGCCCAACUUCUUCUGCAUCAACACUCAACUUCAUCACUUGAAAUCGAACUUCAAAAAACUUGAACAGGAAAAGUAUUUCAAAGACACAAAAAUAAAUCAAGAUGACUGGCCAUACCAACACCGGCAAGGAGUCCACCAUGGACAAGAUCAAGGAUACCCUCCACCUGCACAAGGACCACCCAACUGAUACAAGGACCGGCCAUGCCACAGGCCCUGAAUACUCUACUACUGGCAACACAGGAACUGGAGCUGGAUAUUCCGGCACUGGACCUGGUGUCACUGGAACUUCUGCUACAUAUCCAAGCACUGGGACUGGUGUCAGGGAGACCGAUAUAUAUUCAAGCGCUGGACCUGGUGUAACCGGAACUUUAGGCCGUACAGGCCCUCAUUCGUCUGACUUCGCCAAUACUCUAGACCCUCGUGUUGAUAGCACUAGAACCGGUGCCACCGGGACUUAUGGUGGAUAUUCUGGCACCGAAACUGGCCUAGAUCCUCGCUAUGAUAGCACCGGCACUACUGGGACGACAGGAUACAGAGGAACCGACACCACGGGAUAUGGUGGUACCCACUCUAGGAGAGAAACUGGAGCCACUGGUGGCAUUUCAAGCUCAACAAACGCAGGCCCUCAUGAUUCGAACUUAGCCAACAAGUUGGAUCCACGUGUCGAUAGUGAUUUGGACCACCGUGGAAACAGACGCGGCGCUGAGAAGGGAGGUUUCAUGGGAGCGUCAGGAAGCCAUGCUACCCCUGGAAGCGGAACAGCUCAGAACACAGCUGGUCCUCACAACUCUGACUUCGCGAACCGCCUAGAUCCAACCGUCGAUUCCGACUUGGACCGGAGUAGGACCUAUGGCCAGAACAGGACUAAUAUGUAAACAAGCAUUUUCCAGGCCUAAGGGGUACCAAGAUGGAUCCGAACGGGAUCGUGUAUCCAAUUACAACUGUAUCCAGAAUUUGAAUUCACCCCCUGGCUCGUUCUCGAUACCCGAAGAGCACUCCGAAAUCGAAGCUUUCUUCACCUGUUGGCAAUACAAGCGCUAUGGAUAAUUGAAUUUUCUGGGAUUUUUGAAUGUAUAAUACAAGAUUGGCAACUUUCAGUACAGUCUAGUUUAUUCUUCCCUCUUUAUACAAUACGCU